AUGACCUACUAUUCUGAAAGCGUUGACGAGAUCCGUGCCGAGCACAUUGCUGAAAUCGACGCUUUUGCGAGUGUUCUUCGGAACAACCGCGUAAAGAAACUGUCCGAUUGGGAUGACACUUCCAGAAACGUCGAGUUUUCAGUCCAGGUAAUCCGUUUUUCCAUAAAUUUUCUUAGAGAUAGUCGAAACAACCUGAGUUAUUUAAAGUAAACUUAACUUUCAGGUGGACUUCGACACUGUCAGAGUAAAAGAUGAACAAGGAGGACAAAAGGGACAGAUUACGCUCUCCGGACCGCAUAAUUCCCGUCGUCUUUGCUUUCUCCCACCUGUUCUGCUUAGAUUCGAGCUUCCCGACGAUUAUCCGCUGAAAUCGUCUCCAAAAUUUGAAAUUGAGAGUUACUGGAUGACGGAAGAACAAAUUGAAAUGUGCAGGAUGGAAGUGAACACGACUUUGAAGAAAAACGAAGGAAUCAUUGUCUUGUUCUCGUGCUACUAUUCUCUGAUCGAAAGUGUCAAGAACCUGAACAUCACGUUCAUUGACCUGAGCACAGUCUCCACCCAAACGGAAGUUAAUGCGCAAGAACUUUUCGAUAAAAACGUGGCCGUCUAUGAGGAUCUUCUUGAUGACUUAUACGAUGGAAAAAGCGUAAAUUGCAUGGUAUGAAACAUCUAAAAAAAAGUGAACGAUUAUGAAGAAAUGUUUCAGACUUGUUCUGCCUAUGUGAGACUCCCGGAAACCUUCAGAUUCAUAAAGUGCAGACAUGUUUUCUGCAAAACGUGCGUCAGAACGUACUAUCAGAGGCUGGUUAAUAGACCGAUAGUGAGUUUUUAUAGCUUUUUUGAAUAAUCUGUAACGUGUCCUUUCAGAACAACCAUUUUCUCUGUCCACAUCCCAUGUGCGACACCGAGGCGGAGCAGCAGGUCAUCAAAGAAUGCCUUGGAGAACUCCUUUAUGAAAAGUGAGCCCAAACUAUCACAAUUUUUCGGAAAACUAUUUUUACAGGUACGAUCGGGCUCUUUUGGAAAAGUGCAUCCGCGAGAGCGGCGAACUGUUUCCAUGUGCCAGAAGAGAAUGUCAAAAGCCAGCACAGAUUCUCGACAAGUGAGCUCAUUAUGCCAUUUAUCUAAUAAAAACCUCCCAAUCAAUUUCCAGAAAUAGUAACCUCGUGCAGUGCACCUUCUGUGAGUACAACUUCUGCAAACUAUGCGGUCGCGCAUACCACGGUAGCGCCGAGUGCAAGAUUAAAAAAGGUACUUUAUUUGUGAUUGGGAAUACCAAUUUGGGAUUGAGAAAGUGCAUUUUGUAACAAGGAAUUUCAGAGGAAUAUGAAGAGAUCAUGAGAAUUUACCGAACAGGAGAAAAGGAGGAGCGUAUUGCUCUUAACAAAAAGUACGGAGGGAUCAGUAAUGUGGAGGAUCUGGUGAGCCGGAUUCCAAAAAUGGAAUGGUAUACGGAGAAAUCGAAAGAGUGUCCCGGAUGUUAUGCUUUUAUUGAGGUUAGUUGAAAAAUUGAGCCGAAUGUGGUGCCCGUAGGAGAAGAUGCUCAGUGUCCGCAUAUUAUUAAGUUAAAAAACUCUUCAAUCGAUUCCUUUCAGAAGUCGGACGGAUGCAACAUGAUCCAUUGCAUUCAAUGCAACGUCAACUCCUGCCUACUCUGUGAUGAAAUCAUUGCCGGAUACACCCAUUUUAAUGAGGCAAGGCACCCAAACGUCACGACUUUCAAUAAGUUGUGCUUAAAUUUCAGGGUACCUGUGCCGGCAGAUUGUUCGAAAACACAGUGUCAAACGCGGAGGCCGAACUGUAG
Molecule: messenger RNA, 1804 nt
Organism: Caenorhabditis sp. 36 PRJEB53466
Lineage: Eukaryota; Metazoa; Nematoda; Chromadorea; Rhabditida; Rhabditidae
Source: the annotation of a GenBank genome assembly